AUCCUAUCAUUAAUUGUCUCUCACCUCACUUGGCACCACAGUCAUCAGUGAUACAAAAUUAACUAUCAGAAUGCUGUAUAGUAUGGAAAUUCUGCAACCAAUAUCUUCACAGUAACGCUAUGCCAAUCCAUUUCUCAUGGAUUAGCUCUAUUAGGCAAAGGACACCCCACUUGAUAAAGCCCUGCCUCCUCUUCUUAAAACCCUCAACCCAGCCUUCCCCACGCCACAAUUUUUCCAUCCAUACUGAAGUGGUGUUCAAGAAAGCUUCAUAAAUGAGUAGAGGCACACAGCAUAGAGAUAUAUAGAUUAAGAGAAAUAGGAUGGGAGGAAGAGAGAAGAGAGAAAGAGGGACGGAGAGGGAGGAGUUUUACAAGGCUUUGUUACCGGGUUUGCCGGAUGACAUAGCUUUGGACUGCCUCGCCCGAGUCCCGCUCCGAUUCCACCCGGGUCUCCGACUCGUCUGUUGCCGCUGGCGCGAUCUGGUCACCGGCCCCUCCUUCCACCGACACAGGGAAAGAAUCGGGACCGCGGAGGACCUGAUCUUCCUCGUUCAGGCCGUCGUCCCCGUCGAGAAGUGUAGCGAUUCUGAGGAGGAGAAAGAAGGUGGCGCCGUUUGCCAGCCGCCGGUGUAUGGGCUAAGCGCCUACAAUGCGACGCUGGGGUCGUGGCACCGGGUGGCGAUGCCUGCGCCGGUGCCGCUCUUCGCCCAGGUCGCGGCGGUGGGGAGGGAGGUCGUCUUGCUGGGGGGCUGGGACCCGGCGAGCAUGGAGCCGACGACGGAGGUGCGGGUGCUGGACCCGGCGACGGGGGGAUGGCGGCGAGGGGCAGCGAUGGUUGCGGCGAGGAGCUUCUUCGCGUGCGCGGCGCUGGCGGGUCGGGUGUACGUGGCGGGGGGCCAUGAUGGGCAGAAGAACGCGCUGCGAUCGGGGGAGUCGUACGAUCCCGCGGCGGACGCGUGGGCGGGCGCCGCCGCCUGCGUGGGGGUGGCGGGGGGGAGGAUGUGGAGCGUCGGGUGCGGCGGGGGAACCGGUGGGGUGAGGGAGUACGAGGGGAGCGGGAGGGGAUGGAAGGAGGUGGCGCCGCUACCCGUGGGAAUGAGGCCGGGGCCAAGCCCGUGCGCGGCGGCGGCGGUAGCGCUUGGAGGCGCCGGCGAGAAGGUGCUCGUGAUGGCGGUGGAGAAGGACGGAGAUGGAGGGGAUGAUCGCGGGGGCCAUGGCGCGUGGGUCCUGGAGGUGGGGUCACGGCGGUGGACGCACGUGGAGACGCCGAUCGGGUUCACUGGGUUCGUUUUCUCGGCCACUGCGGUCCGGCUCUAA
Messenger RNA from Musa acuminata subsp. malaccensis (wild Malaysian banana), 1316 nucleotides. The record is from RefSeq and is a predicted model, not a curated record. NCBI's taxonomy places the organism in Eukaryota, Viridiplantae, Streptophyta, Magnoliopsida, Zingiberales, Musaceae.